Corythoichthys intestinalis (scribbled pipefish) is the source of this 4043-nucleotide messenger RNA. It is a transcript of the gene mlpha, whose product is annotated as melanophilin a. The record is from RefSeq and is a predicted model, not a curated record. Gene Ontology annotation, molecular function: small GTPase binding; myosin binding; actin binding. Gene Ontology annotation, cellular component: cortical actin cytoskeleton. Bases 50 to 1762 code for a protein of 570 amino acids. NCBI's taxonomy places the organism in Eukaryota, Metazoa, Chordata, Actinopteri, Syngnathiformes, Syngnathidae. The transcript is spliced from 16 exons. Gene Ontology annotation, biological process: intracellular protein transport.
CACUGGAUGAUUCAGCAGCAGCUGCACUGAGUAAAAAAGUGACCUCAUCAUGGAGCGUAAACUGGAUUUGUCUCGUCUAACUGACGAAGAAGCGAAACAUGUAUGGGAGGUGAUCCAACGUGACUUCAACCUCCGGAAGAAUGAGGAAGAACGACUAGGAAAAUUAAAGGACUCCAUUGAGAAAGAGGACAACAAGCGUGAGCUGCUGGGCGCACAGAAUAAUUUGGCUGACUCCCUGUGUAUCCGUUGCCUGCAACCCUUCAAAUUCCUGGUGAACAGCAAGCGUCAGUGCCUGGACUGCCGCAUGUUCAUCUGCAAGUCAUGCAGCCGCUACAACAAGAAAGAGCAUGGCUGGGUGUGCGACAACUGCCGAAUGACCAGGGUUCUGAAGAUUGGCACCCUGGGAUGGUACCAUGACAACAUCCGCAACCGUUUUAAGCGCUUUGGCAGUGCAAAGGUCAUGAGGUCACUCUACAAGAGGCUGAAUGGAGAUGGUGGACGUGAUGACGACACUCAGAGCAUGCCCGAUGUCCGCAGCAACUACUACAAUGCUAUGGAUGAUGAUCAAGAAGUUGAGGCACAACGAUAUAAAACGAUGCGUAAAAACAAACGUCUGCUGUCAGUUCAUCCAUUUGACUUUGACUCAGAGGAUUACUUCCCCUCAUCACGGCGCCCAUCAGUGCAGCAAAUUCAAGAGGAACGAGCGUACAGGAAUGAUGCAGAAUUUGACUAUAACCUACAGCGGAUGAAUCGUAGGAGAAGUCUGGAUCGUUACGCGAUGAGAACUGAUGAUUAUGGUGAAAAUCGGAUGGUUCGAACUCGAUCUUUGUCCAAGAUCAGCUCGAUGGCUCGUCAGCAGUACAUUGACACAUCUGAUGAGGAAGAGUGUCAGAGGUUUCCACCAAUGUACCAGCCACCGCCCCACCGCCGCCGCAAUAGCCGAGCCUCAUCUCAGGAGAACCUGGGCCAAGCCCCACCAAUAAACGAGUUGAACAAACGCAUGUCUGCCAUUGAGGGUUUGCUGAAUCGUCUGGAGGAGAAGAUGACACCAGCUGACAAGACAUCCGGGUCAUCAGGACUGAACGAGGAAGAGAAACUGAUGAAGAAGUUGAGCGAGCUGGCAGGGAACCUAGGAAACAAAUGCCUUUCAUCAGAUGACGAGCCUGACAAGAAGACCUUCACGGGGGGAAAGACCAAAAGUGCUAGCAAGGCAGCGGCCACUAUGGACUCUAUGAAGGAUCUGAGCUCAUCCAGCGAGGACGUGCCAAGUGAAGCACAGAAGAGAUCAACCGCCGCCGCCCUCUGUGACCUCACCACUGAGGCCCUGAGAACCAUUAAUGCCACAGAAAACGCGAUGGUUGAAUUCGGCCUGUCAGAGCCGGUCGACAGAACCAACAUGUUAGGGACCGAUGCUAAACAAGCCGAUGAGGCAUUCAGGCAACUUGAGGAAAAUGUUUACAUUGCCGCCGGGCAGUCUUACGAACUGGAAACGAAACUGCGGCGGCUUGAACAAAGUGCUAAAAAUCGUUUUGGAGGAACAACAGAUUCGGAGUUGUCUGAGCUGGAAGACGUGGUGGCGCUUACUGCCGCCAGGGUGCAGAGUGCUGAAAGCGAGGUGUCUGAUAUCGAAAGUAAGAUUGCAGCUCUGAGAGCAGCUGGGUCGAAGAAAAAGGUUUCUGGAUCACAGAGGAAGAAAUCCAGUCAGGAGCAAAUUGCCAAAUCUGAAAGAAAUGGAGCUGUGUGGAAAUCCAAUAUUUCUUGAACCAGAAAGUUUCUUCUGCUCAGUGAGGGGUUCUAGGUUUUAAACACUUUUCUUUUCCUUUAAAGCCUUUUAAGGAAAUAAUUGAAAUGAAGUGAUGAAAACGUAAUACAGUAUUACCAUAUUUGAUACAGUAUCUACAACAAUUAGGAUAUUUAAAUGUUUUGGAUGUUCAAAAUAUGUUCCAUAAUCAAAGAUGUAAGAUCCAAUUUAAUUAAUAUUAUUUCAUUUUACUGCAGUCCCUUGAGAUAUUGCAUGUACGAGUACUUGACUUACAACAUAAGAGGUGCUGUAUAUUUUUCCCUUCAUUUAUGAGCCAAACCUUGAUGUACAUAUACAAACUCCUUAUUGUUUGGUGGCAGCAAUCUCAUAUCCAGUCACUUCACAAUAAGCUCUAGUUUGGCAGAUUUUUUUUUUUUUUAACAGGAAGCUUCAAGUUGCAUGUUUCAAGUUUUCAAGCUUCCAAUUCUAGUUGAAGUUUUAAUGUCAAACUAAACUAUAAAACAAAAGGAUUACAUAUUUUGAAUUUAACAACGUUACCUUUGGAAUGCUAACACAACAAAGAUGGCCUUAUUUAUACUAUGUACUGUACUGUGUAUGGCAAGGUUAUUGCGCUUAUUUAUAUUAGAGCACAAAUAGCAGACUAAUAAAUGUACAGUAUAGAUUAGGGGUCCCCACCUUUUUUGCACCACGGACCGGUGUUACUUGGGUCUUUUUCACGGACCGGUGUUCUGACAUAUUUUGCAACCCAUCAAAAAUUGCAGCGAUGCGGUUCUGCGCAUGAGCGUAACGUUAAAAAUGGCCGCAAAUGCAGCGAUUCCAAAGUAAACACUACAAACUCUCUUUAAAGAAAGGAAUGUUAAUUACGUUUGAUCAUGGAAGGACAUGUAGAAAAGUUCUCCUCAAAAUCAUUCUGCCAUGUUAGCUGCACACAACAACUGCACACCGCUCUCUCACCAUUUACGACUUCGCCUUGUCGUUAAGCAUUAAUUAAGAAGCCCGCUUCACAAAGAUAGGAUGUUGGAAUUUGUAGCAAGGUUUUCAAUGCUCUCGUAGCGAUGUCAGAAUAUUCCGGAAUGACUUUAAUCCAGAACCUCGGUAGAGUUGUUGUCUCAAAUGUACGUUUAAGGUCGCCGUCAUUUGCGAUCUCUACAAGCUGAUCCUCCUGUUGCACAGACAUGCUCGAAUCACUUGGUUUAUUCACAAACGGGUCACGAAUCCACUACUUCGCAGUUCGUGGGUCUUCGAGGUUGUAGGCUCAUCUUCUGGCUUGUCAGGUGCCCUUUUCGCCGUAAAAAUAUCUCUAAAGACGUCUGUUUUCUAGUCAUCUUCGCUCGUGUGGGGGAACAAAUGUGCUACGCCCGCGGCCUUGUAAUACGUUAUUAUCGAGGACAAGCGCACAUAGAUAUAUUAUAUACACAAAACAAGAUGUACUGCCAGCAGUCCAAUCAAUGGAUUUAUAUGACGACAUUCUUAUCUAUCCCAUAGUAUUAUAUCUAGAGUAGACAGGGAUAUUGGUGUGUCAAGCAGGGGCACAGGGUUAAUUCGGCUAGAAUGCGGUCGUUAAUAAAUUAUUAUUUCUGUGCGGCCCGGUAGCAAAUGCACCACAGACCGGUACCGGUCCGCGGCCUAGCAGAUGGGGACCCCUGGUAUAGAUAGAUGAUAUAACAGUACUCACAGCCACAUAUUUGUUUACCCCUUGCGAAAAUGAAUGAUAUUAUUACAGCUUUCUGUAGCACUGAGAAUCUGAGCACUGACUUAGGUGCUGUUUGUGCACAGGUUUCUGGCUUCUAACAUUCCUAAAACAUAAUAUGCAUAUUUGCUUCAAUGUACCGAGUGAGUGGCGACCAUUCCAGGAUGUACCCUGCCUUUAUAUUCAGCAAAGAUAGGCUGCCCCUUACCUGUCUUGACCAUAAUGAGAAUAAGCAGUGUAAAAAUGGAUAUGUGUGUAUUGUAUGUGAGCCUAUCAAUCAAAUCAGUGCAAUUUUGCUUUUUGUAGUUGUCAUUAUAUUUUCAAUCUGCCCCAUUUCCCUUUAAAUUCCCCAAACAUGCACAAAGACUUUAAAAUACUCUAUAUGUGUGAAUGUGUUAGUGGUUGAUUGUCUCGAUCAGAGUCAGCUUGGAAAUGUUCAAAAUCAAUCUAAUAGAACCCCAAUGAAGAGGGGCUCUCUAGAAAAUUACUAAAUGAAUGUGAAAAUGUACAGUAUCCUUAAAAUCAUAAUUCAUCACAAAAAAAUACAAAUGAUUUAAAAUGUAUUUUGUAUGUGUCACACAGAGACUGACA